Syzygium oleosum is the source of this 5172-nucleotide messenger RNA. RefSeq names its product disease resistance protein At4g27190-like. The coding region runs from base 342 to 5075 and encodes 1577 amino acids. The record is from RefSeq and is a predicted model, not a curated record. Lineage: Eukaryota; Viridiplantae; Streptophyta; Magnoliopsida; Myrtales; Myrtaceae. Gene Ontology annotation, molecular function: ATP hydrolysis activity; ADP binding. The transcript is spliced from 5 exons.
UAGGGAAAUUAAGAAUUAAUGUCCCUAUACAUGGGCCCAGGUGGGUAACAUAGUAACGCUCCCUCUAUUAAAGCCAUGUGCUCCUCUUUCUGAUCGUUGCAACUCUAAAUGAUCACUUCCUCGCUCUGGAUUUCGAUCUCAAUUCUGCGCCAAUUGCUAGAAGCUGUCUCUUUUCACCUAAUUUUUCGUGGCUGUGGAUUCAUCGUAUUGAAUCCUUCCGCGCAGUCAAUUCGUUUCGUUUUCCGGGUUCCGUCUGUUCCGCCUUUCUCAGCAUAUAUAAUUUCUUAACUUCCAUUUCUCCUACAAGAAAACCAGAAAAGUAGUAUCAAAACGGGGGGAAAAUGGCGGAUAUUGUUCUGUCUGUAGCUUCCAAAGUGGCAGAGUACGUAGUGGCUCCGGUCGUUCGUCACUGCGACUACGUGAUAUUCCCCAACAGCAACGUUCGCCAACUUGAGGAAGAACUUGAGAAGCUGGAAAAUGCAAGGCAAAGGGUGCAACAUUCCAUCGAUGAAGCUCGAAAUGACAUGAAGCCGAUCGAAGCUGACGUUGAGAAAUGGGUGACAGACAUGGAGACCGUCACUGACAAGGCGCGCAACUUGCUGGAACGCGAUGGACGAGCCAAGAAAACUUGCUUCUACGGGUGGCUUCCGAACCCCAAGGAGCGUUAUCGUCUCGGCAGGGACACAAGGAGGACAGUCCUGGACAUCCAGGCCCUCAUCUCAAAGAGUCAAUUCCAUAAGGUCUACCAUGAGAGUGCUCCACCAGGGCACGUCGCCAGUGCUUCCGAUGUGAGCACAUCAGCCGGUGACCGGGGCGACACUAUCAUCGAGUCGCGAGCUUCCAUCCUAGAAAAAAUAAUGGAUGCGCUGGAUGAUGAGAAGUUCAAAGUGAUUGGGGUCUACGGGCCUGGUGGCGUGGGGAAGACUACCCUGUUAGUGGAAGUCGAGAAGAAACUCAGGAGCAAGAAGAGAUUGUUCGACAUGAUCGCCAAAGCGAAAGUAUCGCAGACUCAAGACCCAAAGAAAAUCCAAGACGAUAUCGCUUAUGCCUUCAGUCUAAAUCUGAAGGACGAGCCGAGCGAAGAGGGAAGAAGAGACCGUUUGUUUCGGAAAAUACAGAGUGAUCCGAUGAAGAAGGUUCUCAUAAUAUUGGAUGAUCUGUGGGAUAAACUUGAUUUGAAGGUAGUUGGAAUUCCUUCGGGAGAAGAGAGCAGGGGAUGUAAGUUGUUGCUAACAUCGAGAUUUAAAGAUGUGCUGGAGCAAAAGAUGCAUGCUGAUCGAAUAUUUCAUCUUGAAGGUUUAAACAACGACGAAGCUUUCAGGCUAUUUGAAAAGACAGUCGGCGACAGGCUCAAAGAUGAGGAAUUGAAACCAAUAGCAGCUCAAGUGGUCGAGAAGCUCGCAGGUUUGCCUCUUUUGAUUACUUCUGUCGCAAGCACUUUGAAAUAUAGCGGUGUGUCCACAUGGAAAAACGCGUUGAUAAAAAUAGAUGAUUCAAAUAUAGAAACCAUAGUGAAGUUGAGUUACGACCAUUUGAAGAGUGAGAACGCAAAGUCCUUAUUCUUGCUCUGUGGUCUUAUUGGAGGGACCAUUGAAGUCGAACUUCUGCUGGGACUAGGCAUGGGAUUGGGCUUGUUUGAGGGAUUCAAUAACACGAUAGAAGAUUCAAGGGAUAGAUUGAACACUAUGCUCGAUAGCCUCUGUUCCAGUUGUUUGUUGCAGGAUGGUGGCGAUGACAAGGAAAAUGUGACCAUCCAUGAUCUUUACAGCGAGGUGGUUGUCUCAACUCCAUUUAAAGGUCAGAAUUCCUUAAUGAUGAACAGCAAUUAUGGCUCGUGGCCAAAGGAAAAGCUUGAGAAAUGUUGGGCAAUAUGCCUUGUUAACGUUGUCGGGCUUGCUAGACUAAAGCAGUAUGGGUUUCCCGACUUGAAGAUACUCAUGUUGUCUCAACCAGGAAAUUGGCUUGGUCCUGUGCACCAACAUUAUGAGGGAGAUUGUUGUAAACUAGAUUUCACAUACAUGAAGGAGCUCCGAGUCCUAUAUCUUUUCUCAAUGCAUAUCACCAAUUUAUCUCCCUCGAUCGAAAUCCUCGGGAACCUCCAGUCGUUAUAUUUAGAUCAUUGCCUUGUGAAUGAUGUGGCAAUUCUUGGCAAGCUCAAAGCAUUGCAGAUUCUCAGCUUUGCAGGGUCUGAAAUUUGUAGGCUACCUAAAGAAAUUGGGGAACUUACAAAUCUAAGAUUGUUGAAUCUAAACUAUUGCGAAGUGCCUAAGAUAGAUUCUGGUGUCCUAAAAAGCUUAAUCAACUUGGAAGAGUUACAUAUGAAGGGAAGCUUUGAUCAAUGGUUGGGUGAGGAUGAAAUACCGUCAGAAUCGUGUAAUGCUAGGCUUGCUGAGUUGAAGAGCUUGACAAAGCUAACCACUUUGGAAAUAUCGAUCCGUGAUCCUGCCAUACUCUUUAAGGACGGUGACCUGCCAUUUGGGAACCUGAUCAGAUUUUGGAUCACAAUAGGAAAUGUUGACGGGAGGAAAUUUCAAGGUUUGAGAACCAUGAAGCUCAAAUUGGAAGGAUGCGAUAGUAUUCUCUCAAAGGAAUGGGUUCAGAAAACUUUGCAGAAGACUCAAUACUUGCAUUUGGACGGAUUGGGAGGGUUCAAGAAGAACACUCACGAGUUCUGCAUCCAAGGAUUUAAGCAACUGAAGCAUCUCGACAUUCAAAACAGCCCCUCAAUCAAGUACAUUGCCAGUUCAUCCAAUGACCCUCUCACUGCAUUUACGAUUUUAGAGUCUUUAUUCCUCGAAAAUCUUUUUAAUCUGGAGAAAAUAUGCAAUGGCCCUGUCGCACCAGAUUGCUUCAGCAAAUUGAAAGCCGUGCGCAUCGAAAAGUGCCACCGAUUGAAAAAUCUGUGGUUCCUGUCAGAGAUGCAAAGACUUGUACAUUUGGAAGAGAUUCAAAUACGUGAAUGUGACUCAUUGCAAGCCAUUAUCACAGAUGAUGCAGGAAAAGUAGAAGUUGUUGCUGAUGACAUAGUUGAGUUGCCUAAUGUACGUCGUCUGGAUUUGCAUAAGUUACCAAAUAUGAUGAGCUUUUGCACCGGAGCAGAGGGUGCUCCAAUUCAGGUUUCAUUGCCUCGCUUGGAAUCCCUGGUAAUGGUUGGACUCAUUGGUCUGGAAGAGAUACUCUUCAGUGAACCUUCAUUAAAAUACAGCAAUCUGAAAUCGCUACAGAUCGAAGAGUCUAAAUCCACGUCGAAGAGUAUUCUGAAAUUAGAUUGGAUACUGAAGCUGCCGAAUUUGGAGUCGCUAGAUAUUCUGUUUUGUCGAUCAGCGGAAGUAGUUUUCGACCUUGCGGAGCUAAAAGUCACCGGAGAUGUCGAGAUUCUCUCUCAGCUAACGAAAUUGAAAUUAAGGCGGUUACUGAACCUGCAACGCAAAUGGAAACAAGAUGCACAAUUACAAGGAAUUCCGAGAUUUCGAAACCUGAAGGAACUCUUUGUCGGGGAUACGGGGCUGGCAUUUCUCUUUCCGGUGUCUGUGGCUAAAUGCCUUAGAGAGAUUAGAGACAUUGAAGUGGUGGAUUGUCCAAAUAUGAAGGCGGUGAUUGUGGAUGAAGAAAGAAGGGAUGAAGGGACAAAUGAUAUUAUAGAGUUCCCACUACUAAAGCGACUAUCUAUAGUGCGCUGUCCCAUGGAGAAAUUCUUCUCAUAUCCUCAUAGAAAGAAAGAGUCAGUAACCACUACUUCAGAUUCACAAGAUGCUUAUUCCGAUUUCUUCUUUGAUCCAAAGGUUAGUUUACCAAGCUUGGAGAAAUUAGAGCUUAAGUCAGUAGGAUCCUUCAAAGGGAUAUGGCACAGUGAACUUAUGAGAAGUUCCUUCUGCAAAUUAGCCACCCUCUCCGUUGGAUAUUGCUCUAAGCUACUAAACGUCUUCCCUUCCACAAUCAUAGGGAGAUUGCACAACCUGACAAUUGUCAAGAUUGAAAGCUGUCCCUCCCUGGAAUCAUUGUUUGAUUGUGGGUCCCCUGAUGCAAAUACCGAGCAAACAACUUUAUUGCUCUCCGAAUUGGAAGAAUUGACGGUGAAGGAAGCAGGAAAGCUGAGUUGCAUGGUGACGAGCGAAUGCCAAACGGUUUUGGGUUUUCCUAAUCUAAAAAUAGUUCAUGUUUACAGUUGCUCCGACCUAAGAUAUCUCUUCCCCAAUUUUACGGCCACAACUCUAGAGAAACUCGAGAACCUAUUGAUUAGCAAUUGCGAACAGAUGAAGGAAGUGGUUCCCAAGGAGAUAGCCAAAGGGGAUGAUGAAUCCCCACAACCGUUAUUCAAUGAGAUGGUUAUAUUCCCCAAUAUAAGAAAUCUAAAAAUUGAAGGCGCUCAGUGCAAAGAGCUAUGGAACAAUCAAAUUCCCGAUGAUUCCUUUUGCAAAUUGGAAUUUCUUCGAUUGGUGCACUGUGACAAUCUCCAAUGUAUUGCCCCAUCCCACAUGUGGAAGAGACUGCAGCUCUGUCUUGACCUCCUAGAAGUGAGAUCAUGCCGUUUGAUUGAGACCAUAUACGAAAGUGAUGGGACAAAUACUGAGAAUGGUCAAUUGAGGAAGCUGGUUUUGCAUGAUCUGGAAAACUUGAGGCACAUUUGGCAGUCCGAUGGUCUCCCAAUCGUCCCGUUCCCAAACUUGAGAUACGUAGAGGCUGUGAUGUGCUCCCGUUUGGAAAUGCUUUUCACAACCUUCACCGCGAAAUUUCUCGGACAAAUCAAAGAGCUGGUAGUGGAGUCAUGUGAAGAUCUAAAACUAAUUGCUGGCCAUGAAGAAUGUGAAGAAGCGACCGGUACGACAAUCACCUUCUCUAAGUUAACUGCUCUUAGACUUUUCGAGUUGCCGAAAUUCAGGAACAUCUUAGCUGAGAAAUACUCCGAGGAAUUCCCAUCCCUGGAAGUCUGCAGUCUAGUAAGCUGUGGAACAACGUCGGACCAUGUCUUUGGUGACUGGGAAAGCUACAAAACCCACAGGAUUUUGAAGGACGCAGAAAUGUGGAAAUAUGUGUUUGAUGACGGGCGUUUUCCUAGUAUUUCUAUUUCUCGUUAACUACUUACUACUUAAGAGUUAGAUAUAUUGAGAUGUUAUGUUUAUAAUUAGCAUUAUAGGACAGUUACUCUUGAAAUUUUCUCGCUCAUAAAGUGAA